Molecule: messenger RNA, 3982 nt
Organism: Ochotona princeps (American pika)
Lineage: Eukaryota; Metazoa; Chordata; Mammalia; Lagomorpha; Ochotonidae
Gene: ALPK1
Product: alpha kinase 1
Exons: 14
Coding region: 265-3978 (1237 amino acids)
Biological process (GO): protein phosphorylation
Molecular function (GO): protein serine/threonine kinase activity; ATP binding
Source: RefSeq, a predicted model, not a curated record
CUCUGUUCUGAGACAGUAACAAGGCUUGUUUGCUUUCCAAUUUCUGCUUCCUGAGUCACAACUGUUUUAUGAGAAAUGGUUCAUUUCAGAUAAACCGUACUGGGACUCUUUUCAGAAUCAGAUUCCAGGUUUUUCGUCACCUUCAAGAUAAAAGUAUUUCAGCCUUCAAGGGCUUCCUUUAUUGAGGAUCAAUGUCUACUCCUAUGUAAUUGAUCACUAUAGACCCAGGGACGCCUGAUUCAUUGUAGAGGGAGGGAAACCAUCAUGAAUAAUCAAAAAGCUGUGGCGGCACUCCUGCAAGAGUGCAAGCAAGUACUGGAUCAUCUCCUGAUGGAGGCGGCCCCAGAUGUGUCAGAAGAAGACAAGAGAGAGGACCAGCGGUGCAGAGCUUCACUCCCCAGUGAGUUAAGGAUCCUGCUCCAGGAGGCAAAGGAAAUGAAGUGGCCCUUCGUGCCUGAAAAGUGGCAGUACAAACAAACCGUGGUCCCAGAGGACAAAACAAACCUGCAGGAUGUGAUUGGCGCCGGGUUGCAGCCGUUACUGGAGUCCCUGCGUGCGUCCAUCCUGGCCCGGGACUGUGCAACCGCCUCGGCCAUCGUGUUCUUGGCUGACCGUUUCCUGUACGGGCUGGAUGUCUCCGAGAAACUCCUGCAGGUCGCCAAAGGUCUCCACCGGCUGCAGCCCGCCACGCCCAUCGCCCCUCAGGUGGUUAUUCGCCAAGCCCGAAUCUCUCUCAACUCAGGAAAACUCUUAAAAGCAGAGUAUAUCCUGAGCAGUCUAAUAAGCAACAAUGGAGCAACAGGUACCUGGCAGUACAAGAGCGAAAGUGACAAGAUCCUGGUGCAGUCAGUCUGUAUUCAAAUCAGAGGGCAAAUUCUGCAAAAGCUAGGGAUGUGGUAUGAAGCAGCAGAAUUAAUAUGGGCCUCCAUCAUAGGAUACAUGACUCUUCCUCAGCUAGAUAAGAAGGGCAUUGCCACAUCGCUAGGCAUACUGGCAGACAUCUUUGUUUCCAUGAGCAAGAAAGAUUAUGAAAAGUUUAGAAACAACCCACAAAUUAACUUGGAUCUGCUCAAGGAGUUUGACCACCGUUUGCUGUCAGCUGCAGAAGCCUGCAAGCUGGCAGCUGUUUUCAGUGCCUAUACACCCCUGUUCGUGCUCACAGCAAUGAACAUCCGUGGCACCUGCUUUUUGUCCUACAGUGGUUCUAAUGACUGUCCUCCAGAACUGAAAAAUGUGUACCUGUGUGAAGCUAAGGAGGCCUUUGAAAUUGGUCUUCUCACCAAGAAGGAUGAAAAGCCUGUUGCUGGAAAACAGGAACUCCACAAUUUUCUCAAAGCUGCUUAUGGGCUCAUUACAGUGCACCGAAGACUCCACGGGGAGACGGAGGCAGUGCGUAUUGCGAGUAAGCUCUGUAGUGAAGCUGUGGGGGAGCUGUACUCUUUCAGUACUUCAUCCCAAAGCCAGGAUAGAGAAGGCCUAUCUCAGGAAAUCAUGUCUGUCAUCACCCUGGUCAAGGAACAUUUUCAAGUUAAAAGCUUCUCGACUUCAGAUGAAAGGUCUUACGUCCCAGAAAGUUUCAAAAACAGGUUGGAUAAACCCAUUAUGCAUGGGCAAGUGGAUUUCCAAAAAAUCCUUGAAUCCUACACACAACACCACUCUUCUGUGUGUGAGGUCUUUGAAAGCACUUGCAGAAAUAACCCACAUAAACGGAAAGACCCUCAAACAGAAACCUGCAUCACUGCUCUGAAAACAGAAACCGAAAACAUGUAUACUAUGAGUGCAACUCAAGAUAAACCAUGCCCUCAAAAGGGCACAGGAAGCACCCCCUUGCAGAUGGCUAACAGUGAGCUAGAGAAACUCAACAAGAUAACGAGAAGAAACUGGACUGAUUCUAAUGCCUUUCCAGGCUCUGUGACUCAAAACAUGGAGACAGAGACAGAGCCACCCAAUUGCCACAAUGGAGGGGGCGCUGUUCUGAGCAUAUCUCUUAGCGACAACCAGAGCUCUGGUUCUUGGUACAAGUUAUCAGGAUCUGCUUCUUCUACAAGCUGGGAGGAAGUGAAUGUUGAUGACUGGUCAGCCAGAAAAGAGACUAAGAAAGAAGAGCACUGUGUGGAUACUGAGUGUUCCACAGCCUUCUCUGAGGGGCUGCAAGAUAAGGAAGACAGGGCUAUGCAUGUGUUAUCUUCAGAGCUUUGUGCUCUCUCUUUCCAUGAAGCUAGGGAUGACUGUUUAGGAUCUCCUCAAUGCAAGCAGCACCCAUCCUUGCCUUCAGCUAGUUUGCCUUCUCAUAACACAGGCUGUAUGCUGGCCUCUGAUGCAGUGCAGUCAGAACAAGUCCCAGAAGACAUCCAGGAAGCCAGAAAGAGUGAGCUCAGAAAGACCUCUACCCACUCCAAGCCUUCAUACAGUUCUACUUCUUGGUCUUCUGAUUCCGAUGAUCUCAAGAACAUGACCACAUAUCCUUCAAUCCAUGUAGAGCUCUUUGAAACAGUAGGUGAGUUUCCAGAAACCAGCUGUGCUUCUGGAGAGACACAAGAAAAAGAGAAGACAAAGGCAAUCACUCUAAGAAGCACAGGCCCUGCCUUUCGAGAUGGACCCUGCUGCGCUGACCCAGAAGCAGAAACAGCAGAAAGUGUGGAGGAAGCACAUUUGGGCAUGCAGAGAUUCCUGCACAAUUCUCUAGGUGGCAGUUCCAUGAUGGCCUGUAGCUCUCUUGCUCCUCAUAGGCUCGUUCAAAAUUCUGACACAGGAAUAUGUAGUGGCUCCAAUGAGGAAGAAGGUAUUGAUCCCGAUGCCUCCACAGUGGAUGAAGGGGGCCAGCUACUUCAAAGCACGGAAGUGCACCCCACAGGCGGGCAAGGCUGUCACAGAUCCCAUACCGGGAUGCAUCCACCUGGUCAGAGGUCAGAGAGCCCCAGUUCCUCCGAAAGUGGAAACAGUCCCUUCGCAGUGCUCAGUGAGGACUGCACUACAACAGAGGAAGACAGACCACUUAAGAGAGUUCUUCCCCGCAGCCUGUGGCCCAGCUCCCCCACGGCACCAUGGCGGCAAGUAUCUGAAGUCUCCAGCGGGUCUUCUGAAGGUGAAAGCUCAUGGUCCCUUCUGAAUUCCAAUGGAGGUUCCAUUUCUUUGCCUGGCAACAUAAGGCAAGAGAUCCUUGAGGCUCGCACCCUGCAGCCUGAUGACUUUGAGAAACUCUUGGCAGGAGUGAGGCAUGACUGGUUGUUUCAAAGACUGGAGAAUACGGGAAUCUUUAAGCCAAAUCAACUCCAGCGAGCACACAAUGCUCUUUUAUUAAAAUAUUCCAAAAACUCUGAGCUGUGGACAGCUCAGGAAACAGCUGUGUAUUUGGGGGACUACCUGCAUGUGAAGAAGAAAGGCAGACAAAGAAAGGCAUUUUGGGUUCAUUACCUACAUCAAGAUGAGAUUCUGGGAAGAUAUGUUGGGAAAGAAUAUAACGAGCAGAAAGGCCUUUGGCACCACUUCACCGAUGUGGAGAGGCAGAUGACGGCACAGCACUAUGUGACAGAGUUUAACAAGAGACUCUAUGAGCAGGAUAUUCCAACACAGAUAUUCUACAUUCCAUCCACAAUAUUACUGAUUCUAGAAGGCAGGACGAUAAAGGGGUGUGUCAGUGUGGAGCCGUACAUGCUGGGAGAAUUUGUAAAAUUAUCCAAUAAUGCGAAAGUGGUGAAAACAGAAUACAAAGCCACAGAAUAUGGCCUGGCUUAUGGCCACUUUUCUUAUGAGUAUUCUAAUCAUAGAGAUGUUGUGGUUGAUUUACAAGGAUGGGUGACUGGUGAUGGAAAAGGGCUCAUCUACCUCACCGAUCCCCAGAUUCACUCUGUUGAUCAGAAAGGUGUCGCCACCAAUUUUGGAAAGAGAGGAAUUUUUUACUUCUUCAACUACCAGCAUGUAACAUGUAAUGAAAUCUGUCACCGCCUCUCUUUGACUAGACCUUCCACAGGGAAGUGAAGCA